Penicillium waksmanii is the source of this 1887-nucleotide messenger RNA. Its product is annotated as putative general amidase. Lineage: Eukaryota; Fungi; Ascomycota; Eurotiomycetes; Eurotiales; Aspergillaceae. The record is from RefSeq and is a predicted model, not a curated record. The transcript is spliced from 3 exons. Bases 1 to 1887 code for a protein of 628 amino acids.
AUGGGCGUCUUCAGUCGAAUCGGCAGUUCCGCCUGGGCCGAGGCUGGUAUUCCCCGCACUCCCCGCAUCCGCCAGUGUUAUUUCAAUGUUGCAUUCCGCAACCUUCAACUUUCACUUUCACCGUCACCCAUCAUGGCAUCCCAGCAGCCCCCUUACGUGGCAAUCGCUCAGCGAAAGCAAAACGAAUUGGCUGCCUCCAUCCCCUCCGAAUGGCAACUCCCUACCGAGCUCAUCCCUGAGGGCAUGCUCUCACCCGCGGACUCUAUUACCGAAGGCCCAAAGCGAUAUGGCCGAGUGAACGUGAUGAAGAUACCUCGCACUUGCGGUAUACUCACACCAAAGGAACUGGAUAUUACAGAGAACUACGAUGUCCGGGGGUUGGUUUCUGCGAUGACAGAAGGUCAAUUGAAGUCGGAGGAGGUUACCCGGGCAUUCUGUAAGAGGGCAGCCAUCGCCCAUCAACUUACACGCUGUCUCACCGAACCGCUAUUCGAUCGGGCCUUACGUCGCGCACAAGAACUGGAUUACACACUGCGGCAAACGGGCAAACCCGUCGGACCCCUGCAUGGUCUGCCGGUUUCCGUGAAGGAUACAUUCAACGUGAAGGGAGUUGACUCAAGCAUUGGGCUAUCUGCCUUAGCAUUCAAACCUGCCUCAGGGAAUGCAGCGCUUGUGGACCUGCUACAAUCUCUCGGUGCCAUCGUCAUCGCCAAGACGAACAUCCCCCAGACACUGGGGACUCUCGACAGUUGCAACCAUCUUUUUGGACGAACGCUCAAUCCUAUAAAUCGGCAGUGGACUGCUGGAGGCAGUACUGGAGGCGAGGGCGCAUUACUUGCGAUGCGAGGGUCCAUGGUCGGCUUCGGCACAGAUAUUGGUGGCAGCAUUCGUGUACCAGCGAUGUGCCAAGGCAUUUAUGGCUUCAAGCCGAGUAACGGUCGUGUUCCAUAUGGUGGCCAGGAGAGCGGCCAACUAGAGGGCAAAGGCCGGAUUGCUCUGCAACCCGUGGCUGGCCCCUUGGCCCGCUCGGUCGCGGAUCUUGGAGCCGUGAUGGCGGAGAUUGUUCCCCGGGCUGAAUUAUUUGGCGAGGAUUGCAUCCCCGGUUCCUGGCAACCUUUUUCUGUUCCCCAAUCCCUGGCUCCCCCACGCAACUUCACCAUUGGCAUCCUGAAAACGGAUGGCCUUGUCACACCACUGCCGCCGAUUGCUCGUAUCCUGGACGAGGUAGCAAGUCAGCUGCGCCGGACGCCGGGUGUCGAAGUUGUCGAAGUCCCUCUGCCGGCUGCCUUGCCAAAAUGCCAGGGCCUGGCCGGCCGUCUUAUGGGCGUUGAUGACGGGUCGAGCAUGCUAGAUAAAAUUGAGAGCAUGGGCGAGUCUCUUAUACCUUGGCUACAGGGUCGCAUGAAGCGCGGAAAGGCUCUUACCAUCGAUCAGCUAGCUCGGUUACAGGCUCAGCGUGCUGAAAUUGAGUUGGAAAUGUUGAAGAUGUGGACUCUUUCUUCAUCCAAUAAGGGCCGGCGCAUCGAUGCUAUUAUUUGUCCGAUCGCACCGCAUCCAGUUCCACAAAUGGAUCGCUACAAUGCUGUGGGAUACACCUCCACGUUUGUUCUGCUGGACUAUCCAGCUGGUACCGUUCCCGUGCGACCGUUCGUUGAGUCGGAUUUGGAACUUGGACGGGAGAUGGACGCGCCCGUUCUUGGGAGCUGGGAUAAGGCGAAUCGACAACUAUGGACCGAGAAGACUGUCGAUCGCCGCGUGUACCUGGAUUCACCGCUUAGUGUUCAGGUUGUCACUCCCAAGCAGCAUGACUACCAACUGUUCCAAGCAAUGGAGAUCGUCGACCGGGCGGUGCAGGGGAAAACCGGCUUGCCCAGCGCAAAAUUGUAG